UGAGAGGUCGCGAGUUCUGCGCACGGACCCCGCACAGGAAGACGCACGCGCAAAAUCGGAUUCCCUUCCCCCCCCCCCCAUUUGUUUUGUUGGCUGUUUUUGCACCUUUUGUAAAAGUGUUCUGCAUUAGUUUCAGAUUUUUUUUUUUGGAGAACCCGAUGUCUUCAUUUCUUGACUCACCCUGAGGUUCCACCUGAAGCGAGAGGAACACACAGGACGUUGCUUGGGAAGCGUCUUGGAUCUGAAAUGGGCAGCAGACUGCUGUGGCUGUCCCUUUUACUCUCGGUGUCCUUUUCCGCCGGGCAAGACCCGGGCACCGGGGCCACGGAGGAGGACAUCCCGGAGGGGGCUUCCACCCUGGCCUUCGUCUUCGAUGUGACGGGCUCCAUGUACGACGACCUGGUCCAGGUCAUCGAGGGCGCGUCAAAGAUUUUGGAGACUUCUCUCAGUCGACCAAAGAAAACUUUGUAUAACUUUGCCCUGGUACCCUUCCACGACCCAGAGAUUGGACCCGUAACGAUCACAACAGACCCAGAGAAGUUCCAGUAUGAGCUGAGGGAGCUGUACGUUCAGGGAGGCGGGGACUGUCCGGAGAUGAGCAUUGGCGCCAUUAAGAUCGCCUUGGAGAUCUCUUUGCCGGGAUCCUUCAUUUACGUUUUCACGGAUGCUCGGUCCAAAGAUUACAAGCUGACUAAUGAAGUUCUGCAGCUCAUUCAGCAGAAACAGUCACAGGUGGUGUUUGUGCUGACAGGAGACUGUGAUGACAGGACUCACAUUGGCUACAAGGUUUACGAGGAGAUCGCCUCCACCAGCUCUGGGCAGGUUUUCCAUCUAGACAAGAAACAGGUCAACGAGGUUCUGAAAUGGGUGGAGGACGCCGUGCAGUCAUCCAAGGUCCACCUGCUGUCCACUGAUCACAUCAGUGGGGCAAGCAACACCUGGCCGAUGCCCUUUGACCCUAGUCUCAAGGAAGUCACUGUGGCCCUGAGCGGCCCAGCACCUAACAUUGAGAUAAGAGAUCCCCAGGGAAAGCUCAUGGGGACGAGCGACGGCCUGACUGAGCUCCUGCACAUUCCCAACUCUGCAAAAGUUGUCAACAUCAAGGACCCUCGGUCUGGCAUGUGGUCUAUCAAGACCUCUAGUGAAGGAAGACACUCAGUCCGUGUAUCAGGUCUCAGCACCAUUGACUUCCGAGCCGGGUUUUCCAGAAGACCCACCCUGGACUUUAAAAAGACCUCCAGCAGGCCGGUACAAGGUAUUCCCACACACAUCCUUCUGAACACCACUGGGCUCUCGCCUCCUGCUGUGGCUGACAGGGUGGAGCUCCUGACAAUCACGGGUGAAGUGAUCAAAACUUUGCCAAUCCGUUACUACCCCGGCCGCGAGCCCUUCGGCCUCUGGAACAUCACAGAGUUCAUUCCACCCACCGAGGCCUUCUUCCUGCGAGUGGCGGGAUACGACCGGGACGGCUUCCUGUUCCACAGAGUCUCCAGUGUUUCCUUCUCAAGCAUUGUACCUGAUGCCCCGAAGGUGGUGAUGCCAGCCACGAGUCAUGGUUACUACCUACAGAAAGGAGCGGUGCCCUGCCAGGUGGAGAGCCUGAUCCCCUUCACUUUACGCUUCAGCAGGGACGGAAGACGACUUGGGGUGGAUCAGCUCUUCAGUGAGUCCAACAAUGCAUCCUGGUCGAUUGCCCAGGUGACUCUAAAGGAUGAGGGCUACUACGAGUGCAUUGCCAUCAGCCGCGCUGGGACAGGAAGAGCUCGUACCUUCCUUGAUGUGUCAGAGCCGCCACCAGCCAUCACAGCCGAGGGGAAUGUGACCGCGUCUCCCGGCUCUCGCGCCGUCCUCACCUGCCACGUCGUCAGCACGGUCAGCUUCAACCUCACCUGGCUGCGGGGGGGUCACGAUGCCCGCCUGGACCCUCAGGUGCGCGUCUUGGCCAACCUCUCGCUACAGGUGCCCGCUGUGACCCCGGAUCACUCGGGCUGGUAUGAAUGCGUGGCCGUCAGCGAAGGAGGGGCGCAGGCAGAGCGGAUCUACCUCACUGUGCAAGAGGUGCCCAGAGUUUUAGUAGAGCCCCAGAAUCAAACCUUUACAGCAGGAGAGGAAAUGAGGAUCAGAUGCUCUGCCAGCGGCUACCCUCCGCCCCGCCUGGCCUGGACCCACAAUGACAAGUUCAUCGUGGCAUCCAGCAGACACAGGAUGACUCCUGACGGCACUCUAGUAGUAAGAAACAUGGAGAAAAAGUACGGAGGAGUGUAUGGCUGCCUGGCCAGCAACUCGGCCGGAACCGAUACCAUGAACUCCAUCCUAACUUACAUUGAAUCCCCUGUGGUGAGAGUCGCUUCGAGUGAUCUUCUCAUCGGCAUUGGAGAAACCACCGCGAUGGCCUGUUCUGCGUCAGGAAUCCCACAGCCUGAGAUCUGGUGGUACAAAGGUGGUGUCCAGCUGCGAUCAUCAUCCUACUUGGACGUGGACGCGUUAGGAGGCUCUUUGACAAUUAAGGAGACCCGGGAUGUCGAUGCCGGAGAUUACACCUGCGUAGCUGUCAAUGCUGCUGGCUCCUCUUCAGGAAAGAUCUCCCUUGAUGUUGGAGGGGCACCCAAGUUCACCCGAGAGCCAUCUGACGUGGCUUCUGACAUUGGCUCCGAUGUGACCUUGCUCUGCCUCGUCAAAGGUCACCCUGAACCACAGGUCACCUGGAAGAGAGAGGAUGGACUUCAAGUUUUCAACAGGCCCCGUUCAUAUGGAUCUAUUACACAGAGCAGGGAGGGACUCCAUAUAACCAAUCUCUGGGUGGAAGAUGAAGCGGUCUAUGUCUGUGAAGCUCACAAUCACUUUGGCACAGUCCGGGCCCGGGCAACAAUCACUGUGACUGGACUGGUUUCUCCUGUAAUUGCGAUGAGUCCGUCUGCACUGGGUGUCAUGGAGGGCCAGCAGGUGACUUUGCCCUGUGUGCUAUUGGCUGGGAAUCCGCUGCCUGAGAGGCAGUGGCUACACAACUACGGCUUGGUGACUUCAGACCAUCAUGUGACCGUGCGGAGGGACGGCAGUCUGCACAUGGAGCGGGUCCGGCUCGAUGAUGCGGGCGACUACACCUGUUUGGCUGAAAACGUCAUUGGGGCCACCAAUCAUACCACAACCGUCAACGUCUAUGUGAUUCCUACCAUUCAGUAUGGUCCUCAAGUAUUCAGCACAAUUGAGGGCACGGCCAUCAGUCUACCCUGCCAUGCCAGUGGAGUACCACCCCCUGACAUUACCUGGACCAAGGGUGGGGAGCUGAUGAACUUGGGUGGUCCUGGCUUCUCCCUGGAGUCUGACGGCAGCCUCCUCAUCACCUCCCCCUCUGGAAACGAGACUGGAGAGUUCAUCUGCACAGCUACUAAUGCUGCCGGCUACGCUUCCAGGAAGGUCCAGCUCAUUGUCUAUGUACGUCCUAGAUCCAAUGUUGGAGGCGCCGGAGGCUCAGCUGACCCGAUGACAAUGUCAGUAAUCGAGGGCGAGGAGGCCAUUUUGCCAUGCGAGGUCCACAGUGUCCCGCCUCCCACCAUAAGCUGGGCCAAGGAGAGACAGCUCAUCUCCCCUUUCUCUCCGAGGCACACUCAGCUCACCUCCGGCUCUAUGAAAAUCUUGGAGACCAGAGUUUCAGACAGUGGCCUUUAUGUGUGUGUUGCCUUGAAUAUUGCCGGCAACUUAACACAAUCUAUUGAGCUAAGUGUUUUGGUGCCCCCCAGUAUCCAGGCGGGGCCGAGGGUAAUGAAGGUUCAAGUGGGUCACUCUGUGGAGCUACCAUGUGUGGUGAGAGGGUUUCCCGAGCCUGCCCUCACCUGGGCAAAGGAUGGUAAGAGGUACCCGGUAUCAUCUGAUGGCAGCCUGGCACUAAGAGCAGUGGCGCUAGCUGAUGAAGGGACCUACACGUGCACAGCCACCAGCACUGCAGGCAGAGACGAGGCUCAAGUGCAACUUCUCGUACAAGUGCCCCCUGUGGUUGAGGUGUUGGAGCCGCCCUUCAACAGUCCUCUGCAGGAGAGAGUUGCAAACCAGCGUAUCGCAUUCCCCUGCCCUGCUACAGGUCUUCCCAAGCCGGUGAUUCGUUGGUUGCGUAAUGGUCAAGAACUGACGGGUAAUGAGCCCGGUGUGUCUAUCCUGGAGGACGGUACACUGCUGAUUCUGGCCGCUGUGUCGCCUCUGGAUAAUGGAGAGUACCUCUGUGCUGCAAUCAAUGAUGCUGGAUCCACCGAGCGGAAGUACCAGCUCAAAGUCAAUGUUCCCCCAGUUUUACGUGACGAGGAAACCCCUGGCAACGUGACAUUGGUGCUGAGUCAGUCUACCAGCUUGGUGUGUAAUGUCAUAGGAAGUCCGACCCCUGUCAUCAGCUGGUACAAGGAUGGGGCUCUGCUGGUUGCUAGCAACAGCAUCCAGAUUCUUGACAUGGGAAAAACCCUCAGACUACUGAAGGCAGCCACUACAGACGCUGGAAGCUACAGCUGUAAAGGGAUCAACAUUGCUGGCAGCGCAGAAAAGAACUUCUUCCUGGACGUGCUGGUGCCACCAACCAUUUUAGGGUCGGGGUCUUCUCAAGAUGUUGUGGCCAUUGUUAAACAGGAGGUCAGUUUGGAAUGCAAUGUGCAAGGAGUGCCCUUUCCCAUCAUCCAGUGGUACAAGGACAGGAAACUGGUGUUUCUCGGUGACCCCAACCUAAAGGUUUUAAACAGGGGUCAGGUUCUGAAGAUAACAAGUGCUCGACUUGGGGACAAGGCCCGCUAUCAGUGCAGUGUCAUCAAUUCAGCCGGGAAGCAGUCGAAGGAUUUCAACCUCAGUGUCUUCGUGCCCCCCUCCAUCAAAGGUGGUAACACAACCUCACAGCUCACUGCCCUGCUGGACACGUUGGUCACACUAGAGUGCGAGGCACGCGGCAUGCCGCUUCCCACCAUCACGUGGUACCGAAACGGUGGGGCCAUCCUGUCUAACCGGCAACAUCAGUAUGUGGAGCGAGGCCACUACCUCAGGAUCCCUCGGGCGCAGGCGUCAGACGCUGGCCAGUACAACUGCAAGGUGACCAGUGAGGCCGGGAGCGCAGAGAAGACCUAUGAACUGGAAGUCUACUUACCUCCAACCAUUGCAGGUGGUGAUGAUGGGCCAACUGAGAAGAAAGUGGUCCUCAGCAGGCCUCUGAUUCUGGAGUGUGAGGCUGAGGGACACCCUCCCCCCUCCCUCACAUGGCUGAAGGAUGGAGUUCCGGUGCGAGAUGGUGAAAGUGUCCGUCUUCUCGAGCGGGGGAGUAAAAUAGAAAUCAUCUCAGCCACGGUGUCAGACUCGGGACGAUACGUCUGCGUAGCCACGAGCAUUGCUGGAGAGAAGGAGGUCAAAUACGACAUCAACGUUUUGGUUCCCCCUUUCAUUGAGGGAGCUGAUGACGUGACAGACAGCACAGUGAUAGUCGACAGCCCUUUGGAGCUAGAGUGUCACGCCAGUGGAACACCCGCUCCCCAAAUCACGUGGUAUAAAGAUGGGAAACCCGUCACACAGGGAGAGGGGUUGCGGGUAGCAGCCAGCGGUCGGCAGCUGGUCGUUUCCCGCGCUCAGGUUUCUGACGCGGCUCGUUUUCAGUGUGUGGCCACUAAUGAAGCCGGAGACCACGUGAGGGACUUCCGUGUGGUCGUCCAUGUUCCCCCGUCCAUUCGUGCCACCGGGCCUGCAGAGCGUUCAGUGGUUCUCCACAAGCUUAUCAGUCUGGAGUGCAUCUCCAGCGGGAUUCCUCCUCCCAGCAUUACUUGGCUUAAAGAUGGCCGACCAGUUGACACAACACAGGGGCACCUUAAGUUGGAGUCAGCGGGAAAAAUGCUAAAGGUCACAGAGGCAAGACAAGAGGAUUCUGGGAAAUACACCUGCCUGGCCACCAAUGCAGCUGGGGAAGCCCAACAGCACAUACGGCUCAGUGUCCAUGAGCCGCCCAGUAUCCCCCACUCUGGAGAGAUCAUGAACCAGACCAUCCUGUCAGGCUUUCCCACUGAACUUGAGUGCAAGGCCACAGGCCGACCAUCACCUGCUAUCACUUGGUACAAAGAUGGCCGACCUCUGACAAGUGCAGCUGGCCUGACGAUGCUGAAGCGUGGACAGGUGCUGGAGAUUGAACGAGCUCAACUAUCUGAUGCUGGCGUGUACAGAUGUCUGGCCGUCAACCUGGCUGGAGUUGCUGAGAUAUCCCACAACCUACAGGUGUAUGUGCCUCCAGUCAUCUCCAGCCGAGGUGGUACAGUCACCGUUGUGGUCAAUGAAGCUGCCAGGCUAGAGUGUGAGGCCGCCGGCGUUCCUCCGCCCAGCCUCACUUGGCUCAAAGAUGGCAGCCCUGUGGCAAGCGUGUCGCAUGGCAUACAGGUGUUGUUUGCUGGCAGAGUGCUGUCUUUAGCCAGCGCACUGGUUAGCGACACAGGCAGGUACACCUGCGUGGCUGUCAACGCCGGAGGAGAGCAGCAUCGAGAGUACGACCUAAGAGUGUAUGUGCCACCAAACAUUAAAGGAGAGGAGGCGAAUGUCACGGUGAUGCUCGGACGUCCAGUGGAGCUGCACUGCCAGAGCGAUGCAAUCCCUCCCCCUACCCUCUCUUGGCGUAAAGAUGGCCGCCCGCUCUUUAGGAAGCCCGGUCUGACCGUCUCAGCAGAUGGGAGCGUGCUCAAGGUCUAUAGAGCACAGGUGCAGGAUUCAGGCAGGUAUUCCUGUGAAGCCACGAAUGUUGCAGGCAAAACAGAGAAGAACUAUAACCUCAAUGUCUGGGUUUCUCCCAGUAUCCGCGGCUCAGAGGAGGUGUUUCCAUUGACUGUGGUUGAAGGAGGUCUCAUCACUCUGGUGUGUGAGUCCAGUGGCAUACCACCUCCGAGCCUCAUCUGGAGAAAGGACGGUUCUGAGCUCAAACCAAACCAACGUCUUCGGGUUUUGUCGGGAGGGCGCCAGCUGCAGAUUUCCAGCGCAGAGAGGACUGAUACAGCCUCGUACACCUGCACCGCCUCCAGCUCUGCCGGCACCACCUCCAAGGAGUACAGCCUGCAAGUUCACGUGCGUCCUUCCAUCAGUCGCAGCGAGGGCAACGCCGAUGACGUCACUGUGACAAAAGGAGGUGACGUGACACUACAAUGUGCUGCAGAGGGGGUGCCACGACCAGCCAUCACAUGGUUGAAAGAUGGACGGCCUAUCACAGGCCAGCAGAGUGCCAUCAUCCACAACGAGGGGAGGCUGCUGCAGAUCAAAGGCGCUAAGGUGUCAGACACGGGACGCUACACCUGUAUCGCUGUUAACGUGGCCGGACAGGCUGACCGGAAGCACGACAUCAACGUUCAUGUCCCACCGAGUAUAAUUGGUCAGGUACAGUUGCCAGAAAAUGUGAGUGUUGUGUUGAAGAACCCAGUUGCUCUGAGCUGCGAGGCUUCUGGCAUCCCACUUCCUGCCAUCACGUGGCUGAAGGAUGGUCGGCCAAUCAAAGCUACCAGCGCAGUGCGCGUCCUAUCAGGGGGGCGAAGCCUGCGGCUAAUGCACGCUGCUGCAGAGGAUGCUGGGAGGUACACGUGUAUUGUGUCUAACAGCGCUGGAGAAGAAAGGAAGAACUUUGACCUCGAUGUCCUAGUUUCACCAAGCAUAGUGGAUGAGGGAACUGUGGUCGACACUAAAGUCAUGGAGAAAGACAACGUAACCCUCACAUGUGAGGCGUCAGGUAACCCUUCACCAGAGAUUAAAUGGCUGAAGGACGGACAGCUGUUGGUGCCUGACAGACGUCACCAAGUCUCGUCUUACGGCCGCUUCCUCCAAAUCUCUGGAGCCCAAGUUGCAGACACUGGCAGGUACAGCUGCCAUGCAUCUAACAGUGCAGGGCAUCGCAACCGCCACUUCAACCUUAAUGUCCUGGUUUCUCCCUCCAUUACUGGUUCAGGUCCUGACGGUUCUGCAGAGGAGGUGACAGUAACUCAAAGCAACCCCACCUCUCUGGUUUGUGAAGUCCAAUCCUACCCUCCUGCUCUCAUCACCUGGCUAAAGGACGGCACUCCCUUUGAGUCCAAUCAUCACGUCCGAGUCCUUCCAGGUGGGCGAACCCUGCAGAUUCUCAAUGCUAAAGAAGAGGAUGCAGGGAGAUAUACCUGUGUGGCAUCUAAUGAGGCUGGAGAGACAGUGAAGCACUAUGAGGUUAAGGUGUAUGUACCCCCUCAGAUCAAUAAGAAUGAUAUCCCAGGGGAAGGACUGGCCCCCAAAGAGGUCAAGAUCAAGGUCAACAGUACACUGACCCUGGAGUGUGCAGCUCAGGCUUUUCCUACCCCAGCCCUGCAGUGGUACAAGGAUGAACAGAUCCUGCAUUCUGAUGACCAUGUGUCCAUAACAGCCAACGGCCGUAUUGCUCAGAUCAAGCAUGCUCAGGUGUCAGACACUGGCCGCUACACCUGCAUUGCCACUAAUAUAGCUGGAGAGGAUGAGAAGGACUUUGAUGUAAAUAUACAAGUUCCACCUAAUUUCAACCGGCCUGGUGCAGUUGGUGACACAACAUCCUCCGCGGGCUUUGGAGGGGAUGUUCGAGAUGUGAUACUGAACAAUCCCAUCUCUCUGUAUUGUGAGACCAACGCUGUCCCCCCUCCGACACUCACCUGGUAUAAAGAUGGAAAACUGUUGACCUCCAAUGAAAAAGUUCUAAUAUUGCCAGGUGGGAGAGUGUUACAGAUUCCUAGGUCCCAGGCUGAAGACUCAGGGAAAUAUACCUGUGUGGCUGUCAAUGAAGCAGGAGAAGACUCCCUUCAGUAUGAUGUGAGAGUAUUAUUGCCCCCGACCAUAAGGGGAGCAAACAGUGAGUUGCAUGAUGAGGUCACAGUCCUGGUCAACAAAACGACCCAACUGGAGUGCCACGUGGAUGGAAACCCCGCCCCCAAGAUCACCUGGUUUAAGGACAGCCAGCCUGUAAGCAGUGAUGGGCCACAUAGGAUCCUGUCCAAUGGGCGAACACUUCAGGUGUCGACUGCUCAGAUAUCUGACACUGGGCGCUAUGUGUGUGAGGCUCACAAUGUGGCUGGAAGCGCAGAGAAAUCCUUUAACCUCAAUGUUCACGUGCCUCCCACCAUCAUGGGUGUGAGUCCUGACAGUGUGACUGUGGUGGUGAACAACUUUGUGUCUCUCUCGUGUGAAGCUACUGGUUUCCCCCCUCCCACCUUGAGCUGGCUAAAUGACAGGGGCUCCAUUCAGGCCAACUCCAAUGCACUCAUAAUGCCAGGUGGUCGUACGCUACAGAUUCUGAAAGCAAAAGUAUCUGAUGGAGGAAAGUACAGCUGCGUGGCCAUCAACGCAGCCGGAGAGGCUUACAAAAACAUCCACCUCACUGUUUUUGUUCCUCCGAGUAUCCGGGACAGAAGCGGGGACUCCCCGGUGGUGUUGAAUGUGCUCGUUGGUGAACCGGUAACUCUGAAGUGCGAGUCCAACGCUGUACCUCCUCCCACCGUCACCUGGUACAAGAACGGAAGGAUGGUGACGGAAUCGGCCAACCUGCGCAUCCUGGUGGAACGACAGGUGCUUGAGAUCAGAGCCUCAGAGGUGUCUGAUACUGGACAAUAUGUUUGCAAGGCCACAAAUGUUGCAGGACAAGUCGACAAGAACUUUCACUUGAAUAUUCAUGUAUCUCCCAGUAUCGACGGGCCAGCCGAAGAGAGUGUUGUGGAAACCAUCAGUAACCCAAUCACCUUUGCCUGUGAUGCUGCUGGAAUCCCUCCUCCAAGCCUCACAUGGUUAAAGGAUGGCCGACCCAUAGAGUACUCGGAGUCGCUGGAGAUGCACAUCUUCUCAGGAGGAAGCAAGCUGCAGAUUGCGCGGUCACAGCUUUCUGACAGCGGCACAUACACAUGUUUGGCUUCCAACCUGGAGGGCAAGGCACACAAGAGCUACCGCCUCACCAUACAAGUCCCUCCCAGUAUCUCUCGAUCAGACAAGCCCGGGGAAAUGGCCGUUGUGCUAAAUGAAAGCAUCCAGCUGGACUGUCGAGCCCUGGGGACUCCAACUCCAACCAUCCAGUGGUUGAAAGAUGGGGACGUCCUCAACAGCACGAGGGACGAGGGGCUCAGAAUCAGUCCAGAUGGCAGUACACUCACUGUGACUGGAGCUCGCAUCACUGAUAGUGGCAAGUUCACCUGUGUGGCCACAAACACUGCAGGACAGGAAGACAGGAUAUUCAAUCUGAAUGUGUAUGUGCCUCCCGUGAUAGACGGCAACAGCGAGACAGUUGCCCACUUGACCACCGUUUUGGACAGUUCUGUCAACAUUGAGUGUGUUGCUACUGGGUCUCCACCACCCCAGCUCAACUGGCUGAGAAAUGGCCUGCCUCUGCCAGUGUCCUCCCACAUACGGCUUCUUUCUGCUGGACAGGUGCUCCGGAUUUCACGAAGUCAGGUGUCCGACAGUGGCACCUACACCUGCAUUGCGUCAAACAGAGCAGGGGUGGACAACCGACAAUUUAACCUGCAGGUGCACGUGCCUCCUGGCCUGGAUGGAGCAGGCAGCACAGAGGAUGUGACUGUAGUCAAAGGAAACUCGGCCUCUCUGCUGUGUGUCGCUGAUGGGACCCCGACCCCGUCUUUGUCGUGGUUUAAAGACGGGCUAACUCUAAUCCCUGACCCCCACCUACACUUUCUAAAUUUGAAUACCUCUCUGCAAAUCAUCCUGGCCCAGGUCAACGAUACGGGGCGCUACACGUGUGUGGCUAACAAUAGCGCCGGCCAAGCUAGUCGCCACUUCGGCUUGAAAGUUCUGGACCCUCCCCACAUCAAGGGGUCCGGUGCUCCAGCAGAAGUAACGGUUGUGGUUAAUAAUGUGCUGGAGCUUGAGUGUGAGGUAUCCGGUAUCCCAACGCCCUUUCUGACCUGGCUGAAAGAUGGACGCCCGCUCCCACAGACGGACAGUGUGAGCCUUCUGCGGGGGGGGGAAGUGCUCCAUGUGGCCUCAGCCCAGUUGGAGAACGCAGGCAGAUACAGCUGCCUGGCCAACAGCCCGGCAGGAGACGAUGACAAGGAGUUCCUCGUGCGAGUGCAUGUUCCCCCUAACAUUGCUGGGGAGAGCACACCUCAGGAUGUGUCAGUGCUCCGGAACAGACAGGUGACUCUGGAGUGCAAGUCAGAUGCUAUUCCGCCUCCAACUCUGACCUGGCUCAAAGACGGCCAGCAGUUGCAGGCCUCUUCCCGUGUGCGUAUUCUAUCUGGGGGCCGCUACUUGCAGAUCAACGUGGCCGAGCUCAGCGACAGAGCUAACUAUACCUGUGUGGCCAGCAACAUUGCUGGCACGACCACGCGACAGUUUAACCUGGCUGUAAAUGUGGCCCCAAUUAUCGAGGAAGGCUCCCCAACAGUGUCAGUGCACAUAAACCAGCCAGUAGUGCUCGAGUGCAUCGUAAGUGGCGUACCACCGCCACGCGUCACAUGGAGGAAACAUGGUGCCAUAUUGGCGGGAAACAUCCCCGGGUACACAUUCGCAGAGGACGGGUCAUUACGCAUCCACUCUGCUCAGGUGACGGACACCGGACGUUACCUGUGUAUGGCAACAAACCAGGCCGGCACACAACGCAAGAGGGUGGAUCUGCAAGUGUAUGUCCCUCCUUUCAUCGCUGACAGCCGCACCGAUGUGACGGUUACGGUCAACGUACAGACCACCCUGUCCUGCGAGGCCACCGGCAUCCCCAAACCCACCGUCAGCUGGAUGAAAAACGGGCGAGCCAUCAACACAGACCAGAACCAGAAUUUGUACAGAUUACUAUCAUCAGGCUCCCUAAUAGUUAUAGCGCCAACAGUGGAGGACACAGCAGUGUAUGAAUGUGUGGUCUCUAAUGAUGCAGGGGAAGACUCCAGAUCCAUCAACCUCACUGUCCACGUUCCUCCGUCUAUAGCAGAUGAACCAGCUGAGCUCGUUGUAACCAGGCUGUCCCCAGUGGUCAUCGCAUGCACUGCAUCUGGUGUCCCAGUGCCCACAAUACACUGGACUAAAGAUGGCAUGACGCUUAACAAAGAGGGACAGGGCUACAGCAUCCUGCCCACAGGCCCAGUAGACAUCCCUUCAGCUCAGCUCAGUCAUGCAGGACACUACUCCUGCACGGCCAAGAAUGCUGCAGGCUCCACCCACCGCCACGUGCAGCUCACAGUGCAGGAACUCCCAGUGAUCCAGUCCCAUCCCUCCACCCUGGAUGUGAUCCUCAAUAACCCCAUCGCUCUACCCUGCAGGGCCACAGGCUCGCCAAGGCCCACCAUCACCUGGCAGAAGGAGGGCAUCAACAUACCCACAACAGGUGGACAUUUCGGAGUGCUGCCGAAUGGAGGUCUUCAGAUCAAUAAGGCCUCUGUGUCGGACUCUGGGACAUAUAUAUGCGUGGCUCAGAACCCUGCGGGGACUGCGCUGGCCAAGACCAAACUCAGAGUACAAGUCCCUCCAGCAAUCAGCUCAGUGACUCAAAAGUAUCUGGCCCCCGUGGACUCCUCUGUGACGCUACACUGCCAGUCUGACGGCUCCCCCCCCCCCACGGUCUCGUGGCAUAAAGACGGGCAGCCAGUGAGUGAAUCUAUUCGCCAGAGGGUCCUCAACUCAGGAUCACUGCAGAUCGCCUUCGUCCGACCAAGCGAUACUGGCCGAUACACUUGCAUCGCUGCCAACGCAGCGGGCACAGUCAGCCACGAGAUGAGCCUCACUGUGCAGAUCCCACCUUCCAUUCGAGCUGGUGAGCAGCAGGUAGCGGUGGUGGAAAACGCUCAGGCUCAGCUGGUGUGUUUGGCAGAGGGCGUCCCUCAGCCCAGCCUGGCCUGGGAGAAGGAUGGUAAACCUCUGAGUGAAAGCACGGGGGAGUACACAAUCCUGCCCUCUGGAGAGCUGGUAAUAGACAUGGCUCAGCCCGACGAUGUCGGCAGUUACACCUGUGUUGCCACAAAUGCAGUUGGACAGGACAGUCGGACGACAACCCUGUCCGUACACACUCACCCCGUCUUCACCGAGCUGCUGGUGGACGUGGCUCUCAACAAGGGAGAGCGCCUCCUGCUGGCUUGUGGCGUUAAUGGCGUCCCUCCACCCAGAAUCACGUGGGCCUUCAACAACAACAUCAUUCCAGUACACUACGACCACAUGCUCGGCCACAGUGAGCUGGUGAUAGACCGAGUGACCAAAGACGACUCUGGCUCCUACAGCUGUGUGGCAGAAAACAGUGUCGGAACCAUCAAGUCACUGGGCUUCGUCUAUGUCAAAGAGCCUCCAAUCAUUGAUGGGGACCUUCACUCCAACCGUAUUGAACCUUUGGGGGGUAAUUCCGUCCUUAACUGUGAGGUUCGGGGAGAUCCUCCGCCCACCAUCCGGUGGAGCAAAAGUGGAAUAAACAUCCAGAUCAGCAACCGCAUUCGUCAGCUGGACAACGGGUCUCUGGCCAUCUAUGGCACUGUGAGUGAAGAUGCAGGCAACUAUGUGUGUGUGGCAACAAAUGAUGCUGGAGUGGUGGAAACAAGCGUUACACUUACCUUGCAGAGGGCGCCAAUCAUUGUGGUGGAGCCCGUGGAGACGGUGGUGGACGCUGGCACCACAGCGGUGCUCAACUGUCAGGCGGAGGGGGAGCCUCUCCCCGAGAUAGAGUGGUCCCACCAGGGCAGACUCCUGCUAAGCGACGGCCGCUUCUCCACUUUGUCCAACAGUUCCCUGAGGAUCAGCAGUGCCCAGAAGGAGGACACAGCUGAAUAUGAGUGUGUGGCCAGAAACUUGCUGGGAUCGGUGCUGGUCAGGGGCUCUCUCACUGUGCGAGUCCAUGGGGGCUACUCAGAGUGGUCAGAGUGGGGUCCUUGCAGCGUUUCCUGUGGUUUCGGUUCCCAAAAAAGGCUGAGACAGUGUAACAAUCCUCUACCUGCCAAUGGGGGGCAUCACUGUGCAGAAUUGGACACUGAAACGCAUAGUUGUCAGGGAAAGCCCUGUCCAGUCGAUGGUAGCUGGUCUGAGUGGUCUCGCUGGGAGGAAUGUUCUCGUACCUGUGGUCAGGGCAACAGAACCCGGGUACGGACCUGCAGUAACCCUCCAGCUCAGCAUGGAGGCAAACCCUGUGAGGGAAGGCCAGUGGAGGUCCUUAUGUGCAGUGUCCGACCUUGUCCUGUGGCGGGUAACUGGGGCUCUUGGCUACCAUGGAGCCCAUGCAGUGAGACCUGUGGUAAGGGUGUGCAGUCCCGCCUCCGGCUGUGCAACAGCCCUCCUCCAGCAUUCGAUGGUCCGCAGUGUGAGAGCACAGACACCCAAACACAAGUGUGCAAAGAGAGACCUUGUGCUGUGGAUGGGAAGUGGUCGUCCUGGGUUAGCUGGGGAGCCUGCAGUGUUUCAUGCGGAGGCGGGACAAGACAGAAGACUCGUCUCUGCGCCAGCCCUGCCCCUCAGCAUGGGGGGAGGGCGUGCGAAGGCAACGAUGUGACUAUUGACUUCUGUAAUAGUGACCUCUGCCCAGUCAGUGGUAACUGGGGCGCAUGGAGCAGCUGGGGCAGCUGCAGCAGGACGUGUAAUGGGGGUCAGAUGAGGCGUUACAGGACAUGUGACAACCCCAGACCUGCCAAUGGCGGAAGGGCAUGUGCAGGUGCAGAUACACAGAUACAGAGAUGCGGCACAGCCAACUGUCCUGUUAAUGGUAACUGGGGCUUAUGGCAGCAGUGGGGAGAAUGCUCCGCUUCCUGUGGCGGUGGAGAGAGGACACGUGUACGUCUCUGUAAUAGUCCGUCUCCCGACAACGCGGGUCGCCCGUGUGCAGGAGACUCCUCUCAGCUGUCCAGGUGUAACAGUCACUCCUGCCCAGGUGGAGCCCAGAAGGCCCGAGGGAGCAUCAUAGGAAAUAUCAACGACAUUGAGUUUGGCAUAGCCAUCCUUAAUGCCACCAUUUCAGACAGCAAGUCUGGGGGCAGAAUCAUCAAGGCUACUAUCACUAAUGUACCAAGGACAUUAGGUCCCGCAAUGCGAAAGCUCAUCUCAAUCCUGAACCCCAUCUACUGGACCACUGCACAGGAGGUCGGGGAGGCGGUCAACGGCAACACGCUUACGGGAAGCGUCUUCCGACGAGAGACGCAAGUGGAGUUUGCCACAGGUGAGAUCCUGAGGAUGACUCACAUUGCAAGAGGCCUGGACUCAGAUGGAGCGUUGUUGCUGGACAUUGUGGUCAAUGGGUACAUCCUGCAGCUGCCCUCACAUGCUGACAUACGCAUCAAGGACUACUCUGAGGAUUACAUACAGACGGGCCCGGGCCAGCUGUACGCUAUGUCCACCCGCAUGUUCAGCAUCGACAGAGAGAGUGUGCCCUACUCCUGGAACCACACCAUCUCCUACGACCUAUCCAAGGGCAAGAUGCCCUACCUCGUAGAGACGCUGCAUGCCACGGCCAUCAGUGCUCAGUACUUCCCCCUGGAGGAGAUGUUGGAGUACAGCAUCCAAGCCAGCAUCACCAAAGGAGAUCGCAGUAACCAGUGUCCUCAGGGGUUUACUCUGGUGUCGGCAGGGCCCUACUGUGCAGAUGAGAACGAGUGUGAGAUGAGGAACCCCUGUUCCCACGCCUGCCACAACGCCAUGGGAACCUACUACUGCUCUUGUCCCCGAGGCCUCACCAUCUCAGCCGACGGCAGGACAUGUCAGGAUAUUGACGAGUGUUCGCUGGGUGGGGACGUGUGCCAUGACGGACAGGACUGUGAGAACACUAUUGGCUCCUACCGAUGCAUCGUGCGCUGCGGCCGCGGCUUCAGGAGAACAGCUGACGGUCUCAGCUGCUCGGAUGUGAAUGAGUGCCAGGAGUCCAAUCCGUGCAAUCAACACUGCCUGAACACUAUUGGCAGCUACCGAUGCGCCUGCGAGCCAGGCUUUCAAAUCAGGAACCGACGCUGUAUAGAUAUAAACGAGUGCAGACAAAGGGUUUGUCGAUCAGAUCAGCAGUGUAAAAACACACGGGGUGGUUACACCUGUAUUGACCUGUGCCCCACUGGUAUGACUAAAGGUGCCAAUGGAACAUGUGAAGACAUGGAUGAGUGCAGAGAUGGAACCCAUCAGUGCCGAUACAAUCAGAUCUGUGAGAACACCAGAGGCAGCUAUCACUGCACCUGUCCACGUGGCCACAGAUCUCAGGGAGUGGGACGGCCCUGCAUCGACAUAAAUGAGUGUGAGCGGCUUCAACAGCCCUGUGCCCACCGCUGCAUCAACACGCCAGGCAGCUUCAAGUGCACGUGCCCGCCGGGACGCCACCUGCUGGGGGAUGGCAAAUCAUGUGCUGGUCUGGAGCGUCUGCCCAGCUAUGAAAGUCACUCCUUUGGCUACCGAGCGUCCGAACCCUCUCCUGAGCGCAGCUCAUACCAGCGACUGUACCACAACUUGGCCUCUCAGAGCUACCACAGCUACACAGUCACCUCCAGGAGGCACAACAGGAGCCGGAGCCGCAGAGAAGCUCCCGCGCAGCAGGGCGUCCUCGCUUGUCAGCGGGGGUUUGAGUCCGGGGGGGGCUCCUGCUUAGACAUCAAUGAGUGUGAGGUGAGGGAUACCUGUCAGCACGAGUGUAUCAACACACCAGGAAGCUACAGGUGUCUUUGUCCUGCUGGUUACCGUCUCAUGACCAACGGCAAGACGUGUCAGGAUGUAGACGAAUGCCUGGAGCAGAACAUCCAGUGUGGAGUCAACCAGAUGUGCUUUAACAUGAGAGGAAGUUACGAAUGUAUAGAUACGCCCUGUCCACCGAGCUACAGGAGGGAUCCAACCACCGGGUUUUGCCUAAAGAACUGCCCCCCGAACGACCUGGAGUGUCCCCUCAGCCCUUACGCCCUGGAGUACAAGCUGCUGUCGCUCCCCUUCGGCAUCGCGGCCAACCAGGACCUCAUCAGACUGGUGGCCUACACGCAGGACGGGGUGAUGCACCCCAGGACCACGUUCCUCGCGGUGGACGAGGACGUCGCGCUGCCGUUCGCCCUGCGGGACGAGAACAUGAAGGGCGUGCUGUUCACCACCCGGGCGCUGCGAGAGCCCCACACGUACCGCAUGAAGGUCCGCGCCCUCUCGUACAGCGAGGCCGGAGGCAUCGAGUACCAGACCACCUUCAUCGUCUACAUCGCGGUCUCUGCCUACCCGUACUGAGACCACUUCACGUGACAUCACACAACGUCGGUAAACAAACUGAAUGGACUGUGUUCAUUGUGAGAGGCCACUGUGCUCACAGCCCUGAAGACAUAAGGAAGUAGAUUUAAAGUGGGUAGUACAGGCCAAUGGAGGUCGACUGGCUCCAAUCCCUGGAUUUCUCACAUCAAUUUGACAGGACCUGUUCAGUGAAACGCUUGGUAUUUUGUCAUAUUCCCCCGACCCAUCAGAUUUAUUCAUGAGAUCAAAAAGAUUUAGCUCGUCAAAAACAAAGUGUCCACCGCAAGCUCAAAAGUAGCUCUAAGUAAAAUCUUAGCUAGCCUCUAAUUUACAUCUAUUAUUAACUUAUUGGGAUGCGCUUGAAGGAGGAAAUGAGCAGUUCCCCUUUUGUUUACUCAGUGACCAAAGUGUAGCUGCUCCGAUUCUCUUCAAUUAUUACCGAUAGCAUCGAUAGUUAUAGCAAUAUACAACAGUUGAUGCCGAGAUGUAUUUUAUUUUCAUGACGUGUACAUAUGUUUUUUCUCAUAAUGUAUUUCCAUAUUGUCCGUAUUGUAUCACUUUUUGUAAUAAAAAUGAAAUAAAUGAAUAUUCACUGAAAAGUA
This is a messenger RNA of Pungitius pungitius (ninespine stickleback), 17714 nucleotides long. It is a transcript of the gene hmcn1, whose product is annotated as hemicentin 1. The transcript has 107 exons. Bases 247 to 17112 code for a protein of 5621 amino acids. Gene Ontology annotation, biological process: synapse organization; homophilic cell-cell adhesion. Gene Ontology annotation, molecular function: calcium ion binding; axon guidance receptor activity. Gene Ontology annotation, cellular component: plasma membrane; axon; neuronal cell body. The record is from RefSeq and is a predicted model, not a curated record. Lineage: Eukaryota; Metazoa; Chordata; Actinopteri; Perciformes; Gasterosteidae.